Molecule: messenger RNA, 3654 nt
Organism: Cavia porcellus (domestic guinea pig)
Lineage: Eukaryota; Metazoa; Chordata; Mammalia; Rodentia; Caviidae
Gene: Spag1
Product: sperm associated antigen 1
Exons: 19
Coding region: 26-2815 (929 amino acids)
Biological process (GO): axonemal dynein complex assembly
Cellular component (GO): cytosol
Molecular function (GO): protein binding
Source: RefSeq, a predicted model, not a curated record
UCAGGAUGGCGUCCUGGGGCAGCCAAUGGCUUUGCAGAGCCCCCUUUCCCCGUCUGCCCUGUCGCACCAGCUAAGGGCACUGGACGGUCCCUUAGAACCAGGCAUGACUUCCAAAGAUCAUCCAUCACUGUGGGGCUUUGGAACAACAAAAGCAUUUAAUAUUCCUGUUGAACAUUUGGAUUUCAAGUAUAUUGAAAAAUGCUCAGAUAUUAAGCAGCUGGAAAAAAUUCUUUAUGUGCUCAGGUCUGGUGAUGAGGGAUAUUAUCCUGAACUUACAGAAUUUUGUGAAACGCGCCUUAGAGGCUUAGCUCCUGGAAGUAGAGCUCUGAGGAAAGAUAAACCUGCAGCGACAGCAUCCAGUUUUACAACAGAAGAAUGGGAAGAAAUCAAUGGUGAUAUAAAGAGUUGGGUAUCAGAAAUUAAAAAAGAAGAAACUAGGAUACAAUUUCAGGAAACUGAAAAAUUUCCAGAAAUAAGAGAUCAUUUGCCUCCAGUUCGUCGUUCAAACGAUGAUCUUCACGUUACCAAGGAAAAAUAUUCUUCUAAAAAUAAACCAGCUAAAAAGAAAAUUCCAAGGGAUUAUGCAGAGUGGGAUAAAUUUGAUGUGGAAAAGGAAUGUUCAAAAGUUGAUGACGAUUGUAAAGAAAAGACCAUAAUAAACAACAAGUCACAUUUAUCUAAAAUUGAGACAAGAGUAGACACAGCAGGUCUCACUGAGCAGGAAAAGGGUUUUCUUGCUACCCGUGAAAAAGAAAAAGGAAAUGAAGCUUUCAACGUGGGCGAUUAUGAAGAGGCUGUCAUGUAUUAUACGAGGAGUAUAUCGGUGCUUCCCACUACAGCUGCUUAUAACAACAGAGCUCAAGCAGAAAUCAAAUUGAAGAACUGGAAUAGUGCUUUUCAGGAUUGCGAAAAGGUCUUGGAGUUAGAUCCUGGAAACAUAAAGGCCCUUUUGCGCCGUGCCACUACUUAUAAACAUCAAAACAAGCUUCAGGAGGCCAUAGAAGAUUUGAGGAAUGUACUGGAGGUUGAACCCAAUAAUGAUUUGGCCAAGAAAAUCCUGUCAGAGGUUGAAAGAAAUCUGAAAAAUGAUGAGCUCACAUCUAAGCCCCAACCCAAAGGGAAAAGGAUGGUUAUUGAGGAAGUAGAAAACUCAGAAGAUGCACAUGAGAAGAAGAGAGGAACUGCACCUGAAGAUGGCAGUGGAGAUAACACGGCCGCGCGCGCCAUGGGCAACACGGCCAGGAAGGCGAGCGGCCGGGCGGAGCGCGGAGGCCGGCCGGGCGGGGCCCAGCGGCGGCCCACGGCCCCCGCCGUGCGGGGCCAAGCGGGGAGCUCCGGGGACCCCGCGGCCGCCGCCAACCCCGCCGCCCCCGCCGACCCCGCCGGCCUGAAGAACCAGGGCAACGCGCUGUUCCGCGGAGGGCAGUUCGGCGAGGCGGCGCGCAGCUACUCGGCGGCGAUCGGGCGGCUGGAGCCUGCAGGAAGUGAAAGUGCGGGUGAGCUAAGUAUCUUAUAUUCAAACAGAGCAGCGUGUUACCUAAAAGAAGGAAACUGCAGCGGCUGCAUUCAAGAUUGUAACAGAGCCCUGGAACUCCAUCCAUUCUCCAUGAAACCUCUUCUGCGACGAGCCAUGGCCUAUGAGACUUUAGAGCAGUAUGGCAAGGCUUACGUGGAUUAUAAGACCGUGUUGCAAAUAGACUCUGGACUCCAGCUAGCAAAUGACAGUGUUAACAGACUAACAAGAAUCUUGAUGGAGCUGGAUGGACCAAGUUGGCGGGAGAAGCUGUCACCCAUUCCUGUGGUGCCCACCUCAGAGCCACUGAGAGCAUGGUGUCCCGGGUCACAGGCCACCCCCAACCACAGAGACUCUGGUAGCCUCGCCUCAGCCAGCAUCUCAGAUGAAGAAAUGUUGAAAGCCCUUAAGGAAGAAGGAAACCAAUAUGUAAAGGACAAAAACUAUCAAGAUGCUCUUAGUAAAUACACCGAGUGCUUAAAGAUUAACAGUGAGGAGUGUGGCAUAUACACAAAUCGAGCUCUGUGCUACCUGAAGCUGCGCCAGUUCGAAGCGGCUAAGCAGGACUGCGACCGCGCGCUCCGGCUGGACAGCGACGAUCUGAGCGCUCGCUACCGGCGCGCGCUGGCGCACAAGGGGCUGCAGAAUUAUCAGGAAAGCUUAACUGACCUCAAUAAAGUUCUCCUACUAAACCCAAAUCUUGUGGAGGCAAAGAGGGAACUGGAAGAGGUAACCAGAUGCCUCAAAGAUAACACAGCAUCGUUCAACAAAGAGAGACGGAAAAUUGAAAUUCAAGAGGUGAAUGGAGGUGAUGAUGAGGAACCUGAAGAAAGCCCAGAGGAAGUAUCCGCUGUCUGCCCGGCUGCUGAGAAGAGCGAUGGAGGCCCUGGGCUCCCCGAGCGCCCUGAGCCCCUUCGCAUCUCCAAGCCUGCUAAUGCCUACGAGUUUGGUCAGGUCCUAAACGCGGUCAGUACCAGGCAGGACCAAGAGGCCUGUGCACACCUUUUAGCCAUCACGGCCCCCAAAGAUUUGCCAGUGCUUCUGAGUAACAAACUCGAAGGGGAUAUAUUCCUUCUCCUCGUUCAGUCUCUGAAAAAUCAUCUUUUUGAUAAAGAUCCUGCCUUGGUGUAUCAGCAUCUUUUGUAUCUAAGUAAAGCAGACAGGUUUAAGAUGAUGCUGACACUCAUUGGCAAGUGCCAAAAGGAGCAGAUUGAACAGCUGCUGGACAAUCUUUCAGACACAACAACCAACCAUUUUACUUUAGAAGAUGUUCAAGCCCUAAAAAAACAGUAUGAACUUUAACUCGAGAUUACUGAUGGCUCCUUCCAUGCAUGUGUGUGUUCCAGCAAUGCUCACUAAAUGGUACUGCAAGAGUUGCAUGGAUUAAACCUGAUUACAAAAAUCCCUUGGCCUGACUGUAAGAUGUUUUACUUGUUUUUAUCUACAGAACGUAUAUAUUCUAUAAUCUUUUUAUUAGUUGUAAAUAUUUUCUUAUAUACCAGAACCAUAUCUUUAUAUUUAAUAAGUAUAUUUGGGACAUGUUAAAAAUACAUUUUAACUUAUAGUGAUAGUGCACACUUUCUUUUGAUAACUUACCUGUUAAAUAUUUCAGUUAAACAGCAUUUGUUUAGGCUAUGGAGUCCUCUUAAGCUUUGAUGGAAAUAAAUUUCUUUGAAUUCCUCUUUUAAGACUGAAAGUUAUUGACAGUGAUUAUGAUGUCACCUUGUAUCCUAAGUAUCCCAUUUUGUAAUUCUAGUAGAUUUUAAUCAGUUAAAACAUGAUGCGAUUCUGAAGUCUAUAAUCUGAUUAUUUAGUGCCCUAAGAGGAACUUAUUUUUCUUAAUACAUUGCCCAGUGAUUAAUAAAAAUUGCCAAAAGCUUCUCUACCACUUUUUACAUUGACUCAUAUAUUGCUUACAUAAGCAAAAUAACCACUACAUAAAAGCGACUAAGCCUGCAUUUAUGUCUGAAUUGUCCCCUUCCAUGUUUUUUCCAUUUGAAUGUCCCCCUACCUUUGUUUUCUGCUUUCAUGAUUGUAUUUAUUGCUUUACUGUAAAAAGGGAAAUGAAUAACUUAUAUUGCAAACUCUUGUUAAUUGGGUGGAAAAAGGCAUUUCUUGCAAUAAAACAUGAAGGCCCUAAA